AGAGAGAGAGAGAGAGAGAGAGAGAUUCGCUUACCCAGGUGGUCAUGUGCAAAUAGUCUCCUGUACUUUGGAGUUUAGAGUCAGUUUGUCCAUUCCCUUUUGGUAUUUUCUGUUUGGUGGGACAUCAAUAGGAAUAACUACCUAGAGCAACAAGAUGACAAGGAUUUGUUUAUUUGUCAUAACUGCUGUAUUCAUGGUGGAAAACGAGUUCACUUCUGGAGCCUCAGUCUUUCUGUCCAGGCAGUCUGCAGACACCCUCCUGAGGAGGCAGAAGCGCUACAACACGGGGGCCUUCGAGGAGAUGAAGAAGGACAACCUGGAGAGGGAGUGCAUCGAGGAGCGCUGCAAUCUGGAGGAGGCGAGGGAAGUGUUUGAGAACGAGGAGAAAACAAUGCAAUUCUGGGCGAAUUACCUUGACGGGGACCAGUGUGAGUCCAACCCAUGCCAGAAUGGGGGGAAGUGUAAAGAUGCCAUGAGUGCUUAUGUAUGCUGGUGUCUACCUGAAUUCAAUGGGAAAAACUGUGAGAUAGAGAUGGCUAAGCAGUGUGACAUUAACAACGGUGGCUGCUCCCACUUCUGUGUGCUGAACGCCCAGCAUGCAGUGUGCGACUGUGCCACAGGAUAUAAACUGGCUCCGGACAAGACCACCUGUGAACCAGAAGGACCGUUCCCCUGUGGUCAUCUUGGCAAGGCUAUAAGCUCAACGCUGUCCUCUCGGUCGAUCAUCACAGCCGUAAAUGUUGAUCAGACUCGGCAGUCCUACGACAACGCCCUCAACAGCACUGAGGCACUGGAGGCCUCUGUGAACAACACCUUAGAUUCUCUUGCGGUCAAUGCCACCACCCCCACCCCCACAAACGCCCACCGGAUCAGCAGCACCAGUAGCAGCCACUCUUCCUCAGUGCUGGGGGACUUGCCCUCCUGGGCCUUCUUCCCAACACUGCCCACCAUCCAGGAAGAGACAUCCAGCGACCAGCGCAUCGUUGGGGGAAAUACAGUGAAACCUGGGGAGAUCCCCUGGCAGGUGUCCCUGAUGAGCAAGCUGACCGGGCAGAGCUUCUGUGGUGGCACCCUCCUCAGUGAGAUGUGGGUCAUCACCGCUGCCCACUGCUUGAACGAGGGCAAGAUUGGAUCCUUCUUCGUCAGAGUGGGGGAGCACAACAUGCAGGUCAAAGAGGGGACGGAGCAUGACCACGCUGUGGCUGAGCAUCACAUACACCCGAGAUACGACGCCAAGAUAAGUCAGUACAACCACGACAUAGCCCUGCUCAAGCUCCGCACGCCCGCCCUCCUCUCUGACUACAGCCUCCCCAUCUGCCUGGGGCCCAAGGACUUCACUGAGACGCUGCUGAGGGAGGCCUCUAGCUCAGUGGUCAGCGGCUGGGGCAGGAUGCGCUUCCAGGGCCCCGAGUCCUCCAUACUGCAGAAGGUGGAGGUGCCCUACGUGGACCGGACCGAGUGCAAGGGCAGCAGCGCAGAGCGAGUGUCCCGCUUCAUGUUUUGUGCCGGUUACCGCAGCGAGCAGAAGGAUUCAUGCCAGGGGGACAGUGGCGGUCCCCAUGCCACCCAGUACCGGGACACUUGGUUUCUCACAGGCAUCGUGAGUUGGGGGGAGGAGUGCGCCAAGGAAGGGAAGUAUGGCAUCUACACCCGUGUGUCACGCUACUUCCCGUGGAUCUCCAAUGUCACUGGGCUUAGAAGCAUUGGUUCCAAUUCUGAGCCUGAUGUCUGACAGGUUCAAACCCCCCCUGCCCCCUGCCCUUACGUUACUUAACGUUUUGGAUUAUUACAAUUGUGUAAUGUUUAACUGAGCUGAUUUACUCUUUUGUUGAUUUAUUAAAAGGGAUCCUGGAAA
Molecule: messenger RNA, 1855 nt
Organism: Salmo salar (Atlantic salmon)
Lineage: Eukaryota; Metazoa; Chordata; Actinopteri; Salmoniformes; Salmonidae
Gene: f9b
Product: coagulation factor IXb
Biological process (GO): proteolysis; blood coagulation
Cellular component (GO): extracellular region
Molecular function (GO): serine-type endopeptidase activity; calcium ion binding
Source: RefSeq, a predicted model, not a curated record